UUUCUAUCUUUCUUUUCGAUGCAAGGCGUAUUCUGAAACUAUCAAGUAUGUUGAGUUUGCAGUAAUAUCCAUCUUAAUCCUACUUCUCUGUGAGAAUUAUAAAAAAAUAGAAAAUUCGUCGAAAUCUAGAAUCUUUCCAAUAUCAAGAUGUUGAUGCCAAAAAAGAAUCGUGUGGCUAUCUAUGAAUACCUUUUCAAAGAGGGAGUUAUGGUGGCAAAAAAGGAUUAUCAUGCGUCAAAGCAUCCAGAAUUAGAAAAUAUUCCCAAUCUUCAAGUCAUUAAGGCUAUGCAGUCUUUAAAAUCUAGAGGAUAUGUGAAGGAGCAAUUUGCCUGGAGGCAUUUCUACUGGUAUCUUACAAAUGAUGGUAUUGAAUACUUGCGCGGAUACUUGCACCUACCGCCUGAAAUUGUGCCGUCGACUCUCAAGAAGCAACCGAGAUCUGAAACCACGAGGCCAAGACCUGCCGCGACUAGGAGCGAGGGAUCGAGACCAACGGAAGAUCGCGCAGGAUAUAGACGAGGUCCGGGUGGUCCUCCAGGCGCUGGUGACAAGAAGGCUGAUGUAGGUGCAGGUACCGGUGAUCUUGAAUUCCGUGGUGGUUUUGGCCGUGGAAAAGCUCUUCAGUAA
Molecule: messenger RNA, 627 nt
Organism: Camponotus floridanus (Florida carpenter ant)
Lineage: Eukaryota; Metazoa; Arthropoda; Insecta; Hymenoptera; Formicidae
Product: 40S ribosomal protein S10-like
Exons: 3
Coding region: 148-627 (159 amino acids)
Cellular component (GO): cytosolic small ribosomal subunit
Molecular function (GO): RNA binding; structural constituent of ribosome
Source: RefSeq, a predicted model, not a curated record